UUGCCCGGCAGAGGGCACUGCGGUACCAGCAGGACUGUCCCCUGUCUAGACAUGAUGAGACACGGAUCGAUUUCACACACACCCCCACCCCCCGGCUUUUCAUUCGUGAGGCCACCUGCCCCCUCGCAGAGGCGGCUAGGAAACCCUGAAGGCAGCUACGACCAAACAGAAAGGAGGGGGGUUGGUAAAUUGGCAGAGGGAGGCGCUCACCACCCCAGCUCCAGCGUAAGCACGGCUUGCCUGCUUUUAAAUCUCCGGCCCUCAGGAGAGCCAGCGUUGGUUGGUAGCUGCAAGAAAAGGAGAAAGCGAACAACUCGUGGGACUGGACAGAUAGGAGCGAGGAAGGUCCUCCCGGCAGAGGAGGAGCAGAGACCCCGAGAGGAUGUUAAUAAUCCGGUUCUCGCUGGUUACGAUGGCUUUAGUAUUCAAAGGGGCCACUGGCGUGUCGGUGACGCAGACGAAAGGCCCCGUGAGUGUGUCCGAGGGGGAAGGUUUGAGGCUCAGUUGUAGCUAUGAUGCCGCAGUGUAUGCUGUCUUCUGGUACGUGCACCUCCCCAGCCAGCCCCCCCGGCUCCUCCUGAGGGACCUGGGACGGGACGACUCGGAUGAAGGGAUCAGAAAAGGGUUCGAUGCCACCCACGAUAAAAAGAACAAAUCCUUCCAGCUGUGGAAACCGUCCAGCGAACUGAGCGACUCCGCGACCUAUUACUGCGCCGCGAGCGACACAGUGACACGGAGCGGCCGGGGAGCUGCGCAAAAACCGCGCAGGGUCUGUGCGGAGCAUCGUGGCGCAGUGGCCCCGGGCAGAGCCGAGAUCCAGCAGCCGGGCUCCGCAGAAGCUUUGGAAGGAGCCGAACUGAACCUGACCUGCUCCCAGCCCUCCACCGAGGCGGGUGACAGCACAGUCUGGUACCGGCAGCUCCCGAACCCGGGACCCCAGUUUGCAGUUACCGGUUAUAAGGAAACUGUUAAUAGCCCCGAGCCGGCGGGCGCCCUGCACAUCUCCGCCGAGAGAGAGCCCAGCCCCCUGGCCCUGAGCCCUGUGAGGAGGGGAGACGCUGCGGUGUAUUUCUGUGCUCGGAGGGACACAGUGGGACAUCCAGCGGCUGCUCCCUUCUGGUGUGAGCAGAUGGCGCCCCGGGCAGAGCCGAGAUCCGGCAGCCGCGCUCCGCAGAAGCUUUGGAGGGAGCUGAACUGAACCUCACCUGCUCUCACGGUUCCGUCACAACUGAAACUAUAGUUUGGUACCGGUAGUUCGCGAGCCGAGGGCCCCAGUAUAUAGUCUCGGGAUACCAGGGAAUCGUUAACAGCAUCGACCCAGAGGGAGCUUUGCAC
Messenger RNA from Trachemys scripta elegans, 1335 nucleotides. RefSeq lists its product as uncharacterized. The transcript is spliced from 4 exons. The coding region runs from base 383 to 1198 and encodes 271 amino acids. The record is from RefSeq and is a predicted model, not a curated record. NCBI's taxonomy places the organism in Eukaryota, Metazoa, Chordata, Testudines, Emydidae.